Molecule: messenger RNA, 594 nt
Organism: Paramecium tetraurelia
Lineage: Eukaryota; Ciliophora; Oligohymenophorea; Peniculida; Parameciidae
Exons: 2
Biological process (GO): protein peptidyl-prolyl isomerization; protein folding
Cellular component (GO): intracellular membrane-bounded organelle
Molecular function (GO): peptidyl-prolyl cis-trans isomerase activity
Source: RefSeq, a predicted model, not a curated record
UAAAUCUAUAGAUAAUAAAAUCAAAUGAAAUUGAUAAUUCUAUGCUUAAUGAUGGUUGGAGUUUUCUCAUCCUUAUCAGAUCAAGUUAUUACACAUAAAGUGAAAAUAGGAGUGAAAAUUGAUGGGUAGAAUGCAGGUGAAAUCUCAUUAGGCCUCUUUGGGGAGGUUGUACCAAAAACUGUUGAGAACUUUAGAGCUUUGUGCACAGGGGAAAGAGGAUUAGGUUAUGCUGGAUCUCCAUUCCAUAGAAUAAUUCCAAAUUUCAUGAUAUAAGGAGGCGAUUUUGUAAAUGGAAACGGAACAGGAGGAGCUUCAAUUUAUGGGAGCUCAUUUAAUGAUGAAAAUUUCAAAUUAGAACAUGAAAUUGGUUGUAUUUCAAUGGCAAAUGCUGGACCAAAUACCAAUGGCAGUCAAUUCUUUAUUACUACAGCAGAAACUCAUUGGUUGGAUGGAAAACAUGUCGUUUUUGGGCGGGUUAUUGAGAAUAUGGAUUUGGUAAAGACAAUCGAGUCCAAAGGAUCACAAAGUGGGAAACCAUAAGCCAAUGUAGUUUUUGCUUCCUGCAGUGCUGAAGCUGUAUAGAAACAAUCAUGA